Danaus chrysippus (African queen) is the source of this 378-nucleotide messenger RNA. The record is from the annotation of a GenBank genome assembly. NCBI's taxonomy places the organism in Eukaryota, Metazoa, Arthropoda, Insecta, Lepidoptera, Nymphalidae.
AUGUCUAAGUUAUACAAGGCAGUAGUAAACACGGCCGACAAAUUUGUGCCAUCACAAUUACGACCUCUUUGGGAACAUGCAGCAGGACCGAAAACUAUUUUCUUCUGGGCUCCAGCCUUUAAAUGGGCUCUUGUUUUAACUUCAAUAGAUGAGUUCAGGCGUCCCCUUGAAAAGGUAUCACCCACUCAAUCUGCUACGCUGGCUGCGACGGGUCUUAUAUGGACAAGAUACUGUCUUGUCAUCAAGCCCAUAAACUACGCCUUAUCUUUGUGUAACUUCUCACUGGGCGUCGCAAAUGGCGUCCAAUUUCUAAGGGCUUAUAGAUAUCACAGCCUUAAAGGGGGUGUUGGUAAAAAAAAAGUAAUAUUUAAAUAUUAA